CGUUUCAGUUGGAGUUUUGCUGUCCAUCGGCGCGGUUGUGUCUUUCGCUGGAGCUCCUGCGCACCCAUCCCAAUACCGCAGUACUCUUUCUCUUUUGCUAACUGCAGCAAUUUGCAAUUUUAAUUAUCUGCAAGGCGGUUCGACCAGAAAAUAAAAGAAACAGGAAAAAAUGGGCCAAGCAAAGAAAGUCUCAUCCGCCCUGAGCAAACUCUUCGUGUACGGCGCCCUUAAGUACGGACAGCCUAGCAACUCCAUCCUGGCCAGCUCCGGCAAUGGAUACGCCAAAUUCUGGUGCAAGGCCACUACCACCCAAAAGCUGCCGCUGGUGAUCGCCACCCGCUACAACAUUCCAUUCCUGCUCAACAAGCCCGGAGUGGGCUAUUACGUAACCGGGGAGAUCUACGAGGUGGACGACCGCAUGCUCAAUUCCCUAGACAACCUGGAGGAUUGCGAGGAGAUCUACACGCGGGAAAUGCACGACAUGAACAUUGGAGUGGGCGAGGGAACCGUUCCCUGCUGGGUGUACCUGCUGCAGAAGUACCCGGAGAACCUGCUCAGCCUACGCUAUUUGUCCGGAUACGAGAACUCCACAACCCAUCCGUACAUCAUGCGCCACCGCCGCACCCACAAGCACCCGGCCCAGGACGAUCUCACCUACGAGGCCCAGAACUAAAAGCCUAAGCUGUGGCUCCCCGUUUCCUUAAAUGUUUGGAUGUGCUCUGGACAGCCCAGCCCGGCCACUAUUCUUAUGUUACCGUAGUUGCAUUUCUAGACCGUACCUGCAGAUGCAGCUGUACUGAUCCAUAUAUACGCGCAUAUAUUGGCAGUGAUAUAUGAACACUGAUAUGUACCAUACGCAUUAUUUAGGUUUUAGCGAGUGUAGUUUGUAAUUUCAUAGUUUUCGACAAACAAAGCCAAUAAACUGAAGCAAUUCAUAGUAA
Drosophila elegans is the source of this 941-nucleotide messenger RNA. RefSeq names its product troponin C-akin-1 protein (gene Tina-1). The record is from RefSeq and is a predicted model, not a curated record. NCBI's taxonomy places the organism in Eukaryota, Metazoa, Arthropoda, Insecta, Diptera, Drosophilidae. The coding region runs from base 170 to 673 and encodes 167 amino acids. The transcript is spliced from 3 exons. Gene Ontology annotation, molecular function: gamma-glutamylaminecyclotransferase activity.